AUGGGCCAACGAAGACUUUCCCCGAUAGACAAGUCGUGGACCUUCAGGGAAGCAUGCGUGAAUACCUCCAAGUUUCUUCCCGUCUCGCAGUUCCCUACCUGCAUCCAUCUGGACCUUAUUCACCAUGGAAUCAUCCCAGAUCCUUUCACUGGUACCGCUGAGAAACAGGCUCAGUGGGUUGGCGAAAAGGCCUGGGUAUACAGAACUGCCUUUGUCGCCCCUCAGCUAGGGGAGAAUGAGAAGGCCGUUCUUGCAUUCGAUGGACUCGACACCUACGCGUCCGUUCAUCUUAACGGGAAAGAAAUUCUCGAAACCGACAACAUGUUCAUUCCCGAGAGAGUGGACAUUACUUCGCUGCUCCGUGGAUCGAAUGAUGAAAGCAAUGUCCUUGAGAUUACUUUCGAUAGUGCUUUUAUUAGAGGUAAGGAGGAACAAAAAAAGCAUCCGACGCACCAGUGGGGGUGCUGGAACGGAGACCCGAGUCGCCUUGCUGUGCGAAAGGCACAAUAUCACUAUGGUUGGGAUUGGGGCCCUGUCUUAUUAACAUGUGGUCCAUGGCGCCCAAUUACCCUUGAGGUAUACUCUGCCCGUAUUGCAGACCUCUACUACACCACCAAAUUCAAGAGCAGUCUGAAAGAAGCUGAAAUAUCAAUCACUGCUGAGGUGGAAGGAUAUGCAUCUGAUGUGGUCUUCAGCCUAUCACUCGAUACCCAAAAGCAAGACUCUGGAAACCAAUUUGUCGUAUCUGCCUCAGUGAAGGACGGAAAGGCGGCGGCAACUAUACAUUUGAAAAACCCGCAACUUUGGUAUCCUGCAAGAUAUGGCAGCCAACCUUUGUACUCGUUGCAAGCCAAACUGAUGAGAAAGGAUCAAACCCUCGAUUUUUGCUGCAAAAGGAUUGGGCUGCGAAAAGUUGAAUUAGUACAACGAAACCUUGAAGGAAGCCAAGGAACCACUUUUCUCUUUCGAAUAAACGAUACCUCAAUAUUCUGUGGGGGAAGUAAUUGGAUCCCUGCUGAUAGCUUUAUCCCCCGUGUAUCGUCACAACGAUACGGUGACUGGCUCAAGAUGGCAGUUGAUGGAAAUCAGACCAUGCUUCGCGUCUGGGGUGGCGGUAUUUAUGAGCAAGAUGCAUUUUAUGAAGCAUGUGAUGAAUACGGACUACUUGUCUGGCAAGAUUUCAUGUUUGCGUGUGGAAACUAUCCUGCCCACAGAGAGUUUCUGCAGUCAGUUGAAAAGGAGGCAGAGGCUAAUGUCAAAAGACUGAGGCACCACCCGUCUAUUGUUAUUUGGGCUGGUAAUAACGAAGACUAUGCCUACAGGGAGAGUGAAAAACUGCAAUAUGAUCCUUCUGAUACUGAUCCCUGCAACUGGCUGAAGACUAAUUUCCCUGCCCGCUAUAUUUAUGAGAAACUUUUAGUGGAUGUGACAAAGCAACUUACGCCCGAUACGUAUUAUCACUUUGGCUCCCCUUAUGGUGGAAAGACCAGCAGUGACCCAACUAUUGGAGACAUUCAUCAAUGGAAUGUCUGGCACGGGACACAGGAAAGGUAUCAAGACUUUGAUAAGCUGAGCGGUCGCUUUGUGUCUGAGUUUGGCAUGCAAGGUCUCCCGAGCAUAGGUACCAUUGAUAGCAUGCUUUCAAUGGGUAUCAACGACAAGGAUAGAUACCCAAAUUCUUUUACUCUAGACUAUCAUAACAAGGCUGUUGGCCACGAAAGGCGCUUGGCUACAUAUCUGGUCGAAAAUAUUCGGUACCAGGUUAGUCCGUUGGAGCAAUAUCUACAUUGCACGCAAGUAAUGCAGGCAGAAUGUGUGUCAACCGCUUACCGCCUAUGGAAGCGUCAAUGGCAAGGCCCAGGAAAGGAAAAUUGCGCUGGAGUUCUAGUAUGGCAGCUCAAUGAUUGCUGGCCAGUGAUCUCAUGGUCAAUCGCUGAUUAUAACCUACGCCCAAAGCAUGCGUACUUUGCUAUUAAAAGAGAACUGGCCCCCAUUACUGUUGGGAUAAAACGGUCUAUCCAGCAGGCUUCACUUGAGGGUAUCGGAUCAGCUUCUUUUACAGUCGAAAUAUGGGUGACUAACCUCACCUUACAACCUUUUACUGGAAAAGUACAGCUCCGAGCCUGGGAUAUCGUCAGUGGGCAACAGACACACUUAGAGAAUAUUAAAGAAGGAACUGCAUUUCCCGCGAACCGAACUAUAGAACUAGGGAAGUUGGAAAUCCAAGAAGCAGUACAAGGCUCGGGGAAGCCAUCCCAAACAGUGGUUGCUGCAUAUCUCAUCCGGAAUGGUCGGCAAGUUGCUCGUUAUGUCAACUGGCCAGAGCCUCUGAAAUAUAUUGAUUUCCAAGUUCCACGCACACCGAAGAUAGCGCUUUCCGAAGACAAGCGUCUUCUUCGAUUAUCUGCGGAAGUUCCAGUGAAAGGGCUCGCUGUCUUUUCGAAUUCAGAGGACGUGGUCUUUGAUGACAAUUGUGUAGACCUCGUUCCCGGAGAGACUCUCUCAAUUGGUAUUCAUGGGUUAAAGAGCGGGAAUGUAGACGAUCUUACUUUGCGGUAUCUGGAGUGA
Messenger RNA from Trichophyton verrucosum HKI 0517, 2568 nucleotides. Its product is annotated as beta-mannosidase, putative. Bases 1 to 2568 code for a protein of 855 amino acids. Gene Ontology annotation, biological process: carbohydrate metabolic process; glycoprotein catabolic process. The record is from RefSeq and is a predicted model, not a curated record. NCBI's taxonomy places the organism in Eukaryota, Fungi, Ascomycota, Eurotiomycetes, Onygenales, Arthrodermataceae. The transcript is spliced from 3 exons. Gene Ontology annotation, molecular function: beta-mannosidase activity.